Messenger RNA from Patella vulgata (common limpet), 2147 nucleotides. Its product is annotated as probable endochitinase. Gene Ontology annotation, biological process: chitin catabolic process; carbohydrate metabolic process. Lineage: Eukaryota; Metazoa; Mollusca; Gastropoda; Patellidae. The transcript has 8 exons. The coding region runs from base 435 to 1475 and encodes 346 amino acids. The record is from RefSeq and is a predicted model, not a curated record. Gene Ontology annotation, cellular component: extracellular region. Gene Ontology annotation, molecular function: chitinase activity; chitin binding.
AACCUUACGAGUGGAAUGAUAAUGAAAGGAUUGGUCAAGUUGUUGGGCUGAAAAAUACGAAUCCAGAGUUAAAAGUUUAUGGAGUAGUUGGUGGAUGGAAUGCUGCUAGUACUGAUUUAUCAAGCAUAGUCGCAUCAGAAGCUAAUAUAACCACGUUCGCAAAGAAUGUCAUCGUUAAACUCCGCGAAUGGAAAUUGGAUGGAUUCGAUGUAGAUUGGGAAUUUCCCGGUGCCGUUGAACGAGGUUCAUCUCCGGCCGAUAAACAGAGAUUUACUACUUUAUUAAGAAUUUUAAGAAGCGAAUUUACAUUGGAAUCUCAGACAUCUGGAAAGCCGCCUUUAGACCUGAUCAUUGCAGUAUCUUCAAGUCCAUGGUUUGCUAAUCGAGCUUACGAACACAGUACCAUACACCAAUAUUUAGAUUUUAUAAAUGUAAUGAGCUAUGAUCUAGCCGGAACGUGGUUGCCUAGCGUACAACAUCACAGUGCUCUAUAUCCAGCUACAAGUUUCAGUUCGGACUGGGAUAUGGAGCGGGCUAUAGAUUAUUGGAUUGGUAAAGGUGUUCCAGCUAAUAAACUCAUGUUAGGUCUAUCAACAUAUGCCAGGAAUUUUGUAAUCAGUAGCGGAACUCAACAUGCACCUGGAUCGCCUUCUCAUGGCGCUGGUGGUUCAGGGGAAUUUACAGGAAUGGCGGGUUUUCAAUCGUAUUAUGAGAUGUGUAAUUAUGUAAAAAAUAAAGGCUGGGUUUCUGUAUGGAGUGACGAACAGUCGGUACCUUAUGCGUAUGGUCAAAUCUAUGGAGCGUGGAACUGGGCAGGUUAUGAUACACCCAGAAGUUUUACUGAAAAGUCUAAGUACGUUAAAACGAGGGGAUUAGCCGGGGUGUUUGUAUGGUCGUUAGAUUUUGAUGAUUUUAAUGGCGAAGCAUGUGGUCAGGGAUCAUACCCUCUACUCAAUGCAAUUAAAAAUGAGUUAACCGACGAGGGAGUGGAUACGACUACAUCUCCAACUACAUCUCCGACUACUCCUCCAACUACAUGGCCAACUACAUCGCCAACUACAUCUGCGACUACACCUCCAACUACAUCGUUAACUACACUUACGACUACUCCUCCAACUACAUCGCCAACUACAUCUGCGACUACUCCUCCAAUUACAUCUGCGACUACAACCACUACAAAUAUCAACAGUGCAACAACAUCACCUACAACGACAACAUCGAGUCCUACUACAUCACCAACGAAGUCACCCACUACGAGUCCGACAACAUCGCAAACCACCACCUCCACCAACAUGAGUGGUAAAUUUGUACCGUCAUGUGGUGUCAAUGGAUAUGGAGGUAACCCCAAUGAUUGUACUAUAUUCUAUCACUGUGCUCAUAAUGUUGUAUAUACGAAACACUGUCCACCCGGUUUGGCAUUUGACUCAAAACUUUUGAUAUGUAACUGGCCUUAUUUAGUUCCUGGGUGUAACUAAAUGUCGACUCAUUGACUCUACCGUGACGUGUUUUCCAGGAAUUAUAAAGAACUGCAUUCAUUUGAUUUGUAUGUGAAUUGUCGAUUGAAGUCCGGUACAUUCACUAAUUGGACGGGUAAUUAUUUUAGUUGUCGACAGUUCAAGUAGCAAAAUGCAACAGCAUGCGCUAAAUAUUAUCGACUUCCGCAAAAUUUGGAGAAAUGAAAGGCGUAGUUCUGCCGUAUCAAUUAUAUGGAUGCAAUUGUAUUGAUUUUGAUUUAAAAAUAAUAGAUUUUAUCCUUUGUAAGGAAAAGUACAAUUUAAUAAUCCCCCAUUCCUCUUUUUCAACGAAUGUCUUUCAAAAUAUUUUAUGUUUUAAAAAUAUAUCUAUAUUGCAUAAUCAAUAUUAUUAAUGUUUUAAAAGAUAUACAGUAUUAAUAACUGUUUCCUUUACAUCAUGUUGAUGUUGAUAUUGUAAUAAUUAUACUACUUUGAGUUAUAUACUUUUAUUUUUGUAUUAAAUGUUUUUAUCUACGGGUAAACUUGUCCAAGAAGUGAUGCCCCUUUAUUUUGAAAACCUGAUAUUAUCAGUAGCUUCAAUUGUUGUGACAACUAUCCUAUCCAUGUACUUUAAUUAGCAACCCCAGAAACAUUUGAAAUUUGAACAAAAUAAAUCUAUACGUGUUACCUUGA